GGUGGCUUAGUAACCACAGUAAAACCUAUUGUCGAACAUUGGUCCUAUCCUCAGUUCGCAAAGGCAGUCCUUGACAACUACAACAAAUUCUUCUCCGAAGUCAAAUCCAAAGUUGUGGUUUACUAUGAGAACAUCGACGCACUCAUGACGAACAAAGAAGGCUAUAACAAACUCAUUGAAAUGGGUUUAGUCGGUGAAAAGAUGGGUCAAUUCAAAUUGGACAAAAUUUUCACCGAAGUUCAUGUCCUCUCCAAGCGUAAGUAUUGGGGCAUACUUGAAGACGGCACAGAAAUAAAACAUUGCAUGAAAUAG
Trichomonas vaginalis G3 is the source of this 312-nucleotide messenger RNA. RefSeq names its product DNA/RNA polymerases family. The annotation marks the transcript as partial. The transcript has a single exon. Lineage: Eukaryota; Parabasalia; Trichomonadida; Trichomonadidae. The record is from RefSeq and is a predicted model, not a curated record.